AUACCGUCCUUCUCAUCCUGGCAUUUACGGUAUUAUUGGUUUAGUACACAUGGAUGCACCAAUGCACACUAGAAUAUACACAGCAAAGUAAUUUGCUAAUACAACACCUUCAAGUAAGCAUUUUACAUCACAUCCAGCAGGUAAGAGAUUUGAGGCCGCUAUUUUCCAUCUUUCAUGAGUGCUAGGACUGGCUUUAUUCAUACGGCAGUGGAUAACUCGACAUAAUUACCUCCUGAAGGUAUGCUAGCCAUUUACUUAUAUGAAGGUCAUGUGGUGGUAACCAGCACUGAACAAGUUUUUAUUUAUUCAUUUUUUUUGCAGCAGUCAACCCAGCCAGCCAAACUUUUCGCUCUUUCUCAUUCGGCUGCAUACCUAUAUAAUCGUUAUGCAACAGCAUAAUUGGUUCUAGUGGUACAGUCAUGUCAGAGAAUAUACAACACUUUCCUCCAACUCAUAAUCCUCAGGACAAUCCCAUAGCAUAUGUUUGUAUAUGUCAAGUGAAUUGAGGAUACAUGGGUCACAGUAUGGGCUUUAUGCCUGUUUUGCAUUAAAUAAUUUUGCUGAUUUAAAAAAUAAUGGAAAGAUCUGUUUUAGGCUAAGGCUCUAACAUAACAAUGUGGAGAAAGUCAAGGGGUCUGAAUACUUUCUGAAGGCUGUGUGUGUAUAUAACAGAAUGUCAUCUGCAUAUACAGUGGCUCUUACUUUAGAAGUUUAGACUUUAUGCCACAACCAUUUUUAGUAGAUGGUGGCAGAUUGUGGUAAAUUCUGUCAUUGCACCACACUAUCACAAGGGGGAGUUAGAACGCUGAUCUAUCGGUAGUCUAAACUGGCACAAAUGAACUGUCUUGUGUUUUCAGUCAGAGUUCCUCUUCUCUGGCACUAAUAUCCUGAGAUAUGGGGGUGUUACACUUGACAUGGAAUGACAGUCCAGUGAGGAUUUGUCAGCAUAGAACUGUGACUCAUUUAUAGGGAUAUGAUACGAGAGGAACAUUUUAAUCCGUAUAGGAGAAGAAAUUAUAUUCUGAUGUUGUGUUAAAGGCUUUAGCAACAAAAUUAAUAAUGUUGGGGAUACAUAGGGAAUGGACUUGAGUGUAUGCCAUUCGUAGAAUCCAUCGCAACAGGGAUAGCAUAACACACAAACCAUAUCGAUAAAAUUAUUUCCCAAACCAAAUUUCUCCAAGUCCACAAGUACUGCCUGUCAAAAGCCUAAUCGGCUUCUAGAGACAGCACACUGUGUCCUGCUGUUUUGUUUUAAUGUAUUACAUGCAUUAAUCAACUGACAUUGGCAACUGCAAGGUGGCCUUUCAUACAUCCUGACUGGUCCAUUUGAAUCAACUUAUCCAAACACUUCCAUCUGUAAUGCCAAUACAAGAUAUCAGAUGAUAAUUUGCACAAUCUUUGAUCUUUCCCUUUCUUUGGCAGUAGAGGGCUCCCGAGUGGCGCAGCGGUGUAAGACUAUGCAUCUCAGUGCAAGAGGCGUCCCUGGUUAGAAUCCAGACUGUAUCAUAGCCGUCUGGUUGGGAGUCCCAUAGGGCGACUCACAAUUGGCACAGCGUUAGCCGCGGUAGGCCGUCAUUGUAAAUAAUAAUUUUCUCUUAACUGACUUUAAAUAAAUUGAGAUUAAUGCAGAGUGUAUGCUCAUGAGAAAAAUAAUUAUAUCGUUCAUAAAAUGCCCUAAAAAUGUAGUAACACUUCAGGUGGAAUGCCAUUCGUCCCAAGUGACUUAACCUUUUUUUUUUCACCUUUCAGUGCUGACUCCAAUUCUAAGAAUGAGGGCUCGGCUCAGAUCCGCAGAUUGCUUCUCAUACAAUACAGACAAAUCAAGAUUAUGUAAAAACUGCUUGCAUUUGUCUAGCUCCAACUGGAUAGAAUAUUUAUAUAACUCCUUUUAAAAACACUGAAAUGUUGCAUUUCCUGUGGAACAGAAAGUAAGCCUUUUGACAGGGAUUGAAUAGUCUAUAGAAGUACAAGAUUCACUUAGUUUAAAUUAAGGCUCGAAGCCUGCUUGGCUUGCUCCCAUUUAAAGUAAUAGUUCUACCUCUAUGCAUGAGCUCAGCUCUCCUCUUUUUAAAUCAUUCAGUUCGUUUAACCACCUUCAAAUCAUUGACAUUAUUUGCAUAAUUCCUUUUCAGGAUCUUUUCAAGUGCUACAUUUUUUUUCUUCCAAUAACUUGAUUCUGUGAUUCCUGGCUUUGAGGUGAGAUGCCAAAUAUAUUAUGUAGUCUCUGAUAAACCCUUUAGUUAGCCAUCCAUAUAAACCUCGGGUACUCAACAGAGUCCUUGAUUAUGAUUUUUUUAAAGAAUUCAACUAUUUUGGCUUGAAAUUCAGCCACAAACGAUUCGUUUUGAGGAAGGGUUGUAAUUAAAACGCAAAUGUUUUAUUCACAAAGCUCACAUCCACUUGGGUAACUAGGGGAUUAUGAUCUGAAAGAGUCGCAGGAAAUAUUUCUAUUGGCGUGACGCACAUGCUUAGAGUACGCUUGAAUAGAAAACUAUCAAUUCAACAGUAUGAUUUUGUGAUAUGCAGGAAAAACAUGCCCGCAUUCUAAACUCGCCACUCAUCAGCAAUAUUGAGAUGUUCCGUCAUUGCGUUAAACGCUAAUGAUGCUGAUUGUUGGGCAUGUGAAAACGUUUGCGUGGAUCUAUCAAGCUUGAUAUUCAAAACUGCAUUCAUAUCUGCCCUUAUGACCAAUUCGCACUCAGUGUUAACAAUUAUUUGGUAAGCCCAGGGAAAAAGCUGUCCUCAAACAGCAGGUGCAUAGAUACACAUGCUACUUUCUUGUCCUAUAUAGACAUGCAAAUGUAAGCUAAGCGGCCUGAAGUGUCCUUGCCAGUCUGUGUUAACUAAAGCUAAAUUCCCUUUAUUAAAAAUAACUGCGCCUUUGGACAUAGAGGCUCCACUAGUCGAAGCAGCAACUUAUACACCUUAUACUGCAAGUGAGUGACAUCAUCUGCUCGCAAAUGACAUUCCUGGGUAAAGGCAUUAAGUCUAAACAUUUAGUUCUCUUAAUUUUCACAUUGAAACCAGACAUUCAGGCUUAGGAGACAGCUUAACCAUUGUCAAAAACAAACCUGUCAAUUACAGGUUGAACUAAGUGGUUCAGAUUUGCCUUCGAUAAGCAGUGACAUGUAACCGAGAAGUACCCGCCAGACACCCUCUCUGUUUCUGAGAAAUGUAACAUCCACAAAACUUAGGUCUCCAGAACUCGGGACUAAAUCAAAGGCCAUAUAACCAAGUGAAAUUACACUUGUGCUGUGCAGCCAAACUUAAACAAAAACUGGCUAGUGGUUUAGGGAAAUGGAUGCACAAUGAGGUGAUAAACACUAAUCACCCCAAAAGCUAGCAACAUCAACCCCCUACUAAUCACGGUCCAACUUCAACCUGCCUCCAUUUCAGUGUCGUUGAAAAAUUAGGUUACCCGGUUUGCUACAAAUCCAUGAGUUCAAACAGUGAACCAUAUAUUUAUAAAAAUAAAAAAAAUCCGGUACUGAAUUCUGAAAUCCAAUAAUCAACCGAUUGAACCAGCCGCCAGUGAGCUAAUAUUAAGCCUUAUCUCCAAAUGUGAAAGAAAGCGUCCUACAUAUUUUUUUGGGGUGCUGGUACUUUGCUUCAUCUUUACCUCCCAGUUGCUCCCGUUUCAUGGGGGGUGUAGACCUGUCGCUGGGCAGACUUUUCUGAAAUUCCUGCCCCUCUUGCCGAGAUGGAGAGCUGCUCAUUGUUGAAAGAGGCAAAGAAGUGGCAGGAGAGGAAAGAGGCCCUGGAGGCCUUGGCGAUGCUGGCUAAACACCCCAAACUGGAUAAUGGCGACUAUGGCGAUGUGGUUCGAGCACUCAAAAGGGUCAUUGGUAAAGACACCAAUGUCAUUCUGGUGUCGCUCGCUGCAAAAUGCCUGGCUGGAUUGGCCUUCGGACUCAGGAAGAACUUUGGGACUUACGCAGGCAAUGUGGUGCCAACAAUUUUGGACAAAUUUAAGGAGAAGAAACCUGCUGUGGUCCAGUCCCUGCAAGAGGCCAUCGACGCAGUCUUCCUGACGACCACUCUCCAGAACCUGAGCGAGGACAUGCUGGCUGUGAUGGACAACAAGAACCCGUCCAUCAAGCAGCAGGCCUCUCUGUUCCUGACCAGGAGUAUCCGUCUUUCUACACCUUCCACCCUGCCCAAGAGCCUGCUCAAACCCCUCUGUGCUGCCCUGCUCAAGCAAGUGAAUGACCCUGCUCCAGAGGUGAGAGAUGCUGCGAUCAUGGCUCUAGGCACGGCCAUGAAGGUGGCGGGAGAGAAGGCGCUUAACCCCUUCCUAGCAGACCUCGACAAACUCAAGGUUGACAAGAUUAAAGCGAUUGCGUCCAAUGUGGAGCUGGCAGGAGGAAAGAAAGGAGGAGGAGCGGAGAAAGGGAAACCUGGCACCAAGGCACAGUCUGAGGUCCCAGCCAAACCCGCAGGGCCCCCCAAAAAUGCCCCUUUGUAUAAGAAAGGGAAGCCUGCAGCAGAAGGUGGAGCCAAGAGUAAGAAGCCUGCUGAAACAAAAGAGAUCGUGGAGACUGAGCUCUCAGUGGAGGUGUGUGAUGAGCUGGCUGCAGAGGUGCUGCCUGCCUCCUGUGUAAAGAUGCUGGACAGCUCCAACUGGAAGGAGAGGCUGGCCAGCAUGGAGGAAUUUUACCAGGUUGCGGAGCAGAUGGACAUCAGUGCGAUGCCAUGUCAGGCUCUGGUCCGCAUGCUGGCCAAGAAACCUGGCUGGAAGGAGACUAACUUCCAGGUGUUGCAGCUAAAGCUCCAGGUGGUGGCAGUGGUGGCCCAGAGGGGCAGGUUCUCUAAGACGUCUGCCUCUGUGGUGCUGGAUGCCCUGGUGGAGAAGGUGGGAGACGUCAAGUGUGGAGGGAAGGCCAAGGAUGCCCUAACGGCCAUAGGAGAGGCCUGCUCUCUCUCCUGGAUUGCUGAACAGGUUGUGUCAUUGGCCUUUGCCCAGAAGAACCCGAAAAACCAAGCUGAGACACUGAACUGGCUGGCCAAUGCCAUGAAGGAAUUUGGCUUCACAGGAAUCAAUGUGAAAGCUUUUAUCAACCAUGUCAAGACUGCUUUGGGUGCCUCCAAUCCCGCUAUACGAGCAGCAGCCAUCUCUCUGCUGGGGGUGAUGUAUCUGUACAUGGGCGCCUCACUGCGUAUGUUCUUUGAGGACGAGAAGGCAGCACUGCUUGCUCAAAUCGACGCAGAGUUUGAGAAGAUGCAGGGCCAGACUCCUCCUGCCCCCACUAGAGGCGCCAUCAAAAGGACAGGGGGACAGGAGGAGGGAGAAGAGGCCAAGGAAGAAGAGGUUGCAGGUGACAUCAUGGACCUCCUGCCUCGCACUGACAUCAGUGAUAAGAUCACAGAGGACAUGGUGUCCAAGGUGGGCGAUAAGAACUGGACUAUCCGUAAGGAGGGUUUGAAUGAGGUGGCUGCAGUUCUCUCUGAGGCCAAGUUAAUCAAGCCCAGCUUGGGAGACCUGCCCAUCACACUGAAGGGACGCCUCAGUGACUCCAACAAGAUCCUGGUCCAGCAGACCCUGUCGAUCAUGCAGCAGAUGGCCACUGCCAUGGGCCCUGCCCUCAAACAGCAUGUCAAGACCCUGGGCAUACCAGUCAUCACUGUGCUGGGGGAUAUUAAGAACACAGUUCGUGCUGCGGCCAUGGCCACCCUGAACUCCUGGGUGGCGCAGACUGGUAUGAAGGAGUGGCUGGAAGGAGAAGAGCUGUCUGAAGAGCUGAAGAGGGAGAAUCCUUUCCUCAGACAGGAGGUGCUUGGCUGGCUGGCAGUGCAUCUGCCCACCAUGCGCUCAGUGCCCUCCGAUCUCAUGCUGUGUGUGCCCCCCCUGUUCGGCUGCCUGGAGGACCGCAACGUUGACGUAAGGAAGCGAGCCCAGGAUGUCCUGCCUGUCUUCAUGAUGCACCUGGGCUUCGACAAGAUGAACAAGGCCACAGGCAAACUGAAGCCUGCCUCUAAGGACCAAGUGGUUGCCAUGCUGGACAAGGCCAGGGAUGUGAUGCCUGCUAAAUCAGCUGGUCCUGCUAAAGCUGCCCCCACCAAGCCUGUAUCCAGUGUCCACCCAGCCAAAGCCCUUGCAGCUUUGAGCAAACCCCAGGCUCCCAUUGAAGAGUAUGCAGUUGCCGACCCAAAGAAAGCCAAGCCAGGGACACUACCGGCCAAAGGAAAGGCUACUGCUGGGAAGAAGCCCUUGGGUAAGGGUAAAGAAGAGGAGGACAAGUCUGGUCCCAUCUUCACCAUGGUGCCCAACGGCAAGGAUCUACGUGUCAAAGACGAGAAGAGCUUGAAGACGCUAAAGUGGAACUUUGGGUCUCCUCGCGAUGAGUAUGUGGAGCAGCUUAAAGUUCAGAUGGCUCCCUGUGUGGCCAAGUGGCUUCAGGAGGAACUCUUCCACCAUGACUUCCAGCACCACAUCAAGGCCAUCAACUCCAUGAUAGAGUGUCUGGAGGAAGAACACGAGGCAACGGUGGCCUGCCUAGACCUGGUCCUGAAGUGGUACACGCUGCGCUUCUUUGACACAAACACCAGUGUGCUGAUGAAGGCCAUGGAGUACCUGAAGCUUCUUUUCCUCAGCCUCAGCAAGCACAACUACCACCUCAGUGAACAGGAGGCCAACUCCUUCAUCCCCUACCUCGUCCUCAAGGUGGGGGAGUCUAAAGAUGUGGUUAGGAAGGACGUGCGAGCCAUCAUGGGCAUGCUGUGUAAGGUCUACCCGGCCAGCAGGAUGUUCCCUUUUCUCAUGGAGGGAACCAAAUCCAAGAACUCCAAACAGAGAGCCGAGUGCUUGGAGGAGCUGGGUUGUCUCAUUGGAUUUUACGGCAUGUCUGUCUGCCAGCCGACUGCCGCCAAGUCCCUGAAAGAGAUUGCUGUACACAUUGGAGACCGAGACACGUCCGUCCGCAACACAGCCCUCAAUACCGUGGUGGCGGUCUACAACGUCUGUGGCGAGCAAGUCUACAAACUCAUCGGACAUCUGUCGGAGAAGGACAUGAGCAUGUUGGAGGAGAGGAUCAAACGCUCAGCGAAGAAGACCCUAGCCUCCACAGCCCCUACCCCCAAACAGGGGGAAGAGAAGGCUCUGCCCACUCACCCCAAUGCCAGCCUUCCACAGAAGCCCUCCAACAGAGCGCAACCCCCUAUAAAACUCAGUCAGAUCCGUCUGAAUGCUCUGGUCCAGUCCCAGCAGGCUGAGCCCUCCCAUGUUUGCCCUGUUGGGGAGUUCCAUCUGGACCUGGAUCUGCUGGAGCAGCUGGAGAGUGACCAAACGUCUGUUGUGCUGCCUGAUCUGGUUAAACACAAACUAGGGGACUUGCUAGACCCUGUUAUCAUCCCAGAGCCCAAGCUUCGCACAGUUCCCACCCACUUUGAUGAGCUGCACGCAGGUCCCUCCUCCACCAUCAACCUGGUUAUCUCCCAGGUGGCCUCUGGUGAUAUUAACACUAGCAUGAAGGCCCUUGCACAGAUAGACGAGGUGCUUCGUCAGGAAAGCAUUGCGGAGGUGAUGGUUGGUCACACAGAUCAGUUCCUCAUCGCUACCUCCCUCCAGCUCCGUCUGGCCCACAGCACACACAUGGCUGACACACGCCUUCCCAGGGAGGACAUCUUCAAACUCUACAGCUGUGCCAUUGGAAACAUGCUUACAUUGUUUGGUGUGGCGCGGCUGGCAAGGGAAGCCUCCAUGGGGGUGCUUAAGGACCUUGUCCAGGGUCUGUUGACAGUUCUGCUGGACCCCCGGAUGGAGGAGAGCCAGGAGGGACAGCAGCUCAUCCGCUCUGUUAACAUGCUGCUGAGACGACUCUUCGAGGCCUCAGACCAGACCAACAUACUCAGUGCUCUUCUGGUGCUACUGCAGGACAGCCUCCUGUCCUCUGCUGGCUCCCCCAAAUUCUCUGAACUCAUCAUGAAGUGUCUAUGGCGUAUGAUCAAGUUCCUACCAGACACCAUAAACAGUCUUACUCUGGACAAGAUCCUGCUGGAUGUGCACAACUUCAUGAAGCUCUUCCCCAAAGACCGCCUGCGGAAGCUCAAGACUGACAUGCCCCACCGCACGCUCCAAACUCUGCUACACACACUCUGCCGCCUUGCAGGGCCCACGAUCCUGGAUCACCUGUCACUGAUUGAGGACAAGAGUGAGUCUGAAUUGGAGGCUCAUCUGAAGAGGGUUGUCAAGUCUGCCAAGACCGACACAGAGACUGCACACAUGGUUCCCAAAUCAAAGGAUGCAGAGGUGUUGGGGGAGAUCUUCAAAAAGAUCUCUUCCAAGGAGAACAGCAAAGAGGGUGUGUCUAAGCUCUGGGAGUUUAAGCAGAGACACCCUGAGGUGGACCUUGCCUCCCACCUGAAGAAGCUCCCACAGACAUUUCAGACCUUUGUAGAGCAUAGCCUGAACACACUCUGCACAGAGAGAGGAGACAAGGCCAGGACACCAUACCCCACCACAGGUACACACAACAGAGAGGGUGUUGGUCUGGAGCCUACUCCUGGCAGAGACGAGCUCAGACCCUCAGUCUACCAGGAGCGACUUAAGAUACUCAGACAGCUGCAUGGCCUGGAGAACAACAACAAGCCUCAGCAGAGGGAGGGUGAGGACGAGCGCGCCGCUCUUCUCUCCAAGCCCCCCGUGGCCCCCUCUAUGGAUGUGCUCCAGAGCAAGAUGUCCCAGAUCCUCCACAACCGCCAAUCACAAGACCAGCGCCGCCCACAGAGCCCCACCCGGCCUGCUGACUCCGGCUCCACAGGCAACCUAGCUGACCUCAUGAAGAGACUCCAGAAGAUCAAGGGCAACCAACAAUAAACUAGCCUGAGUGCCAGUCUGUUUCUGCUCUUGCCAACUCCUUAUGAAAUUGUCAUGCCAAACAUCCCGUUUGGCUUGACAAUGACAAAAGAGUUCAAUAAGGGUGCAAUCGUCAAAAGGCGUCUGCUCUCUUAAGGGAUGCUGGUGGCGUAAAGGACAAAUGCACAAAUGGAGUGUUUGAGAGGUGUAUGCAAUCCGUCAUUGCCAAUGAAGGUGAGGUGUGUGUGGUGAAUGUUUGUAUGGGUUAUGUUUUGUGUUUUAUAAAUAAAGUUUGACAAAUAUC
Oncorhynchus keta (chum salmon) is the source of this 9095-nucleotide messenger RNA. RefSeq names its product cytoskeleton-associated protein 5-like. The record is from RefSeq and is a predicted model, not a curated record. Gene Ontology annotation, molecular function: microtubule plus end polymerase activity; microtubule plus-end binding. NCBI's taxonomy places the organism in Eukaryota, Metazoa, Chordata, Actinopteri, Salmoniformes, Salmonidae. The coding region runs from base 3701 to 8812 and encodes 1703 amino acids. The transcript has 38 exons. Gene Ontology annotation, cellular component: kinetochore; microtubule plus-end; centrosome. Gene Ontology annotation, biological process: mitotic spindle organization; microtubule polymerization; establishment or maintenance of microtubule cytoskeleton polarity.